This is a messenger RNA of Necator americanus (New World hookworm), 246 nucleotides long. RefSeq lists its product as uncharacterized. NCBI's taxonomy places the organism in Eukaryota, Metazoa, Nematoda, Chromadorea, Rhabditida, Ancylostomatidae. The record is from RefSeq and is a predicted model, not a curated record. The transcript has a single exon. Bases 1 to 246 code for a protein of 81 amino acids.
AUGUACGAGGUAUUGGAGCGCAUUAUCCUGGACCGACUCAUUAAACAUCGCGGAGAAACGACGCGCGACGAGCAAGCUGGCUUUCGUCCUGGCCGAUCUACGAUUGACCAGAUGUUCAUCGUCAGGAGAAUGAUCGAAAUCUGGCAGCGGUAUUCGAAGCCAGUUCAACUAGCGUUUCUGGACUUUGAAGCCGCGUUCGACUCUCCUCACCGAGGCCGUCUUCUCAACGCGCUCCGCGCCGACUGA